AUGGAUAUUGCAGCAGCAAAAUGUGACACUAGUGGUAGUGAUUCGUGGAAUUGCUCCACACCCUGUACGAUUUGUCGUGAGCUGAAGCAAACCGAACAACCAGCUCCAACACCGCAACUACAGUUAGCCAUUUUAGCGGCCCGCCUGACAACCAAAAUAGCCGACAAUGAUGCUUUAUUCCGAUGUAAUGCUGAACUCGCCCAAACAAACCUGAAACUGCAGAAUGAGGUUAGCGAAUUGAGGGAACAGAUGGCCAAAUACAUCACAUCUGUCAAUAACGUUGAUACCGCAGCUACUAACCAACAACCAAAACAGCCCUCGAAUCAAUCAUUGGAACAGAAAGCAAUGCAUAUAGAAAAAAAGGAAUGGACACCGGAUGCAGAUUUCGAUGCAAAGUUAGUCAGCAAUUGGAAAUUCGAAGAUGCUUAUCAGCAAUCUUCACUGGAUCAACAGAUUACUGAUUUCUUGAUGAAGGAUGAAAUCAACACGCGUAGCUUGAGAAAGUUGGAACCCCAAGAACAAGAUAAAGAAAGCUUGAAAAAGAAGUUGAAUGCAAGCAGAAAGUUUGAAGAGAAAAAUGAAAAAAUGGAAAAUAACGCUGGAAGGUUGGGGAAAUGUCUCGAAGCCUCGGGGGAAUAUUGCUUGAAACAUGAAAAUGGAAUGGAAGAGGUAGAAGAUGGAUUGGAAAUAAGACAGUAUGAAGAUGCCAAACAUCAGCAAAAAUUAAAAAAAACGUUUGAAGACAAGAAAUUGAAAGUAAGUCGAAUCGACAGUGAAGAGUUUUUGUCGCUAAAAAGCCAGAAUGUGCAUAUGGGAAAUUCAGAUCAAGAAUCGAAAAGAUUGAGAGAAGAAUUACAUUCCACUAAGAUGCCUUAUGAAAAUGAGAGAGUACAUCGCAAGCUAUUUCAAGUGGGUUUCACUAAGAGAUCAGAAGAACAAAAAAAGGCAGUAAAGACAAAAUUAGAAGAUGAGGGUGACUGGAUUUCGGAUAGCGCUCCAGAACAUUUUCAAACCUUGCUUGAAGAGCAAGUACAGGAUAUCGCUCGGGGUAGUAGUGUCGAAGAAGGGAGAAUGAAGUUGUUGCAGGAAUUAGAAGAGCAACUUCAACAAAAGGAAAUUGAAAUGCAAGAACUUGAGAAAAGGAAUAGAUCUCUAAGUCAACAAUUGAAAUCACAGCAACGACUGAUUGAAGGAUUGGAGAAGAAACUCGAUGUGACAGAAGAAUAUAGCAUGACACUGGAAGAGAAAAAUGUGAGCAUGGAACAAGAAAUUACUGAUCAAAAGAAAAAAUACAAAGAGCUGAUGAUGGAAAAAGUGAGGUUAAGGGACGAAGUAGAAAAUGAAGUAACAGCGAAAUUGCACGUAGAAAUUAUGUUACUCAAGCAAGAGAAUGAAAGCCUGAUCGUAGAGUUAGCCAAAAAACAAACAUCCCUAGAUGAGGAAAAGGCAAAAAUGAAAACUAGAUUAGUAAAUUUAGAAUAUCGAGCAGUGAAUCGCGAAAUUGACCUCGAGAAAUCGAAGACAAAACCAAAGCACACGCAGGAAGAGAAAAUCCAGAUGGAACGACAGUUAGACGGUAAUGGUACGCAAAUGAAUGAGCUACAGGGAAAGAAUGAAGUUGAUCAGGAAUUCCAUCAGCAACUUGUUGAAGCACAAAGAAAAAUAACAGAACUAAAGCGCAAACUGGAUCAAGUAAUAGAACAGAACGGAUUAUUGAAAAAUGGCGAGCAGAAAUUAAUGGAUGCUCUUGUGAUCUCUAACAAACAGCUAGCCGAAACGGAAUCUAAAAAUGAGAGGCUGGAAUCAGAAAUUUCUAAUCUGCAGGCUUCAUUAUUAAAAGCCGGAGAAAUGGCUAAAAAAACAGAUCAUUCGGUAAAGUUGAUGCAGGAUGAUCCGAAUGCGAUGAUCGAGAUACAUGCAAAGGCAGGGACAAGUUCGGCAUCGAUACAAUCACUUGAUAACCCUGUCACUAUUGAGCGUUAUUGUCCAGUGCAGGAAAAGGUAGAUGAAUUGAAGGAAGAAUUCAAUGAGGCAUCAAGCGACAAUAUAUUAGUGAAGAAAAUUCAGUUCAGUGCUUUGGAAAAGAAGACUCCACUUUCUGCGGAAUUGAGGACGUAUCCAGUGCGUAGCUCCGUUUCUACUCCAUCACCUUUCGAAAUUAGUUUUCCAGAACUAAACGAAACUGAAAGCAAUUUGAGUAGUAAAUCGUCUCAAAAAAAAGUUUCAACUUUUGAUAAUCCGUCCGAAUCACCGUUACAAAAAACGACUCACUAUUUCCCGCAGGUGAACGAAGAUAAAUUGCGGCGGCGAAAAGGUGGCGGUGGUGGAUUUCAGGGUGCUGAGAAGAUAUAG
Cercopithifilaria johnstoni is the source of this 2352-nucleotide messenger RNA. The record is from the annotation of a GenBank genome assembly. Lineage: Eukaryota; Metazoa; Nematoda; Chromadorea; Rhabditida; Onchocercidae.